Messenger RNA from Drosophila subobscura, 223 nucleotides. RefSeq lists its product as uncharacterized. The coding region runs from base 48 to 152 and encodes 34 amino acids. NCBI's taxonomy places the organism in Eukaryota, Metazoa, Arthropoda, Insecta, Diptera, Drosophilidae. The transcript has a single exon. The record is from RefSeq and is a predicted model, not a curated record.
GGGUCAGACGGGUCACACUACUGCAAACUACAUUUCGGGCCACUUUGAUGGAAAUUUCUAUAAACGUUCUUGUUUUCCUACUGUACACCCUUAUCGUUAUCUAUCUGCAGCACUUUGUUAACAAAUACGCCGAGUUUGUGCGCAGCCUCUAAAUGUUGUGCCUGCAAUCCUACGCCAGCUCCUCCGAAGGGGACUCCGACCAUGAGGACGCCGCUGGGGCAGC